Molecule: messenger RNA, 885 nt
Organism: Selaginella moellendorffii
Lineage: Eukaryota; Viridiplantae; Streptophyta; Lycopodiopsida; Selaginellales; Selaginellaceae
Exons: 2
Coding region: 23-490 (155 amino acids)
Source: RefSeq, a predicted model, not a curated record
UCCAAGUUCCUGUCAACUCGAAAUGGACGAUCGAUCCAUCGGUCGCUCCCAACCUGACGAUCAUGAGGGGCUUCUCCGACAGCUUUGCCACCCGCCUUCGCACCCGCCAUCGUUCUACUUGUCGAUCUGGAAGCCCGACUUCAAGGACGUCGAAUGCAGCUCUUCCACCACCGUUGCCAGUUUCUGGCAAGCCUUCCCAGACGCGACCCUCGCAUUUGGCGACGAUGGAAACUUAGUCCUGAGCCAGGAAUGGCUAGGGAGUCUGGCAGAGCUUCGACCACCCCACGGACUCGCUGUUCGUCAACGAGAUACUAAAGCUUGUCUCCAGCGCCUCUCCCACAAACGAAAGCCAUGGAAGCUUUUAUCUCGAGCUCCAGCCUCACGCUCUCGUUGGCUUCGCCCGUUCCCCUGGAACGGCACAAACUUAUCUGGGAUCUGGGGAGCUAUCUGGUGCUCGACGGCUGCCAUCUCUCCGCAUAUAACAAGCUAGACGACCUGCUAGGAUUCCAGAACUUGAUCUCAUCGACAUUCUGCUUCCCGGAGAGUAUAGAGUUAUCCGGCAAGGGAGCUGUGCUUGCCUCGACUUUGAUCCAUCCACGCUCAAGCUGGAGUCAGUGAUCGAUGGGAAAGUCCCCGAGGAAAUCUCGUCCGUGGAGGAUCAAUGCACUGCUAGACGCGACACUCACCAGAUCCUGGAAGCCCCCGGCUACGUCUGCCGCGCCAAUUCAUGCAAGGAUUUCGGCCAGUGACUGCAAGAAAUCAUGCCUCUCGGAUUGGCGCCCUCUACACCAUCCCCUGCGCCCUCGGCGAUGCCCGCUAGAACCCUAGCCCUCCAACGCCCGGAUCGUUGACACGGCGAUCGGCGCAUAUUCUCGCCGAUCAAGA